Molecule: messenger RNA, 642 nt
Organism: Aplosporella prunicola CBS 121167
Lineage: Eukaryota; Fungi; Ascomycota; Dothideomycetes; Botryosphaeriales; Aplosporellaceae
Exons: 1
Source: RefSeq, a predicted model, not a curated record
GGCUCGCCCCCGAGGCCGCCUGUGUCACCCAUAACGCCCGUCGCCUCGAUCGCGCAGCUGGCGCCCACCGACCCCGCCGACCGCGUCGUGCCGCCGCCCGCAGUCGACAUGAUUCCGCCGCCGGCAUCGGUGCCCAUCUCGGAGAGCACCAACACGGAUGCCAUCGCCCUGCGCUCCGCCAUAGCGCUGCUGCAGAUCCAGCGCGAGAAGAGCAAAAAGGACCUGCAAUCGCUCGAGAAGAUCAAGCACGCCGCCGUCGCCGAGCCCGAGGCCUUUGUCGAAGAGCUGAAGGCCGGCCGUUUGCGCCCCAAGCACCCCAAGGGCGACCUCCUCGGGCCCACGCUCGCGAGCAGCCUGGACAGCCUCGCCAAGCACGCCGACGACGACGACCAAGACGACGACAGCGACGCCGACGAGAGCUCCGCCACGUCGCCCGCCUCUGGGGCCCCACCCCCAAAGUUCGGCCCCGUUCCCGAGCCGCAGAACAUCUUCCGCUGCCCCCCUAUCAAUUGGGCCAAAUACCACGUCGUGGGCGAGUCGCUGGACAAGCUGCACGCCGAACAGCGUCAGCGGCCCUCGCCCGGGCUGCCAGGCAGGGCGCCCGUCCACGUGCUGGCCGCGCCAUACUCGCCCUUCACGGAC